Messenger RNA from Dendrobium catenatum, 879 nucleotides. RefSeq lists its product as uncharacterized. The record is from RefSeq and is a predicted model, not a curated record. NCBI's taxonomy places the organism in Eukaryota, Viridiplantae, Streptophyta, Magnoliopsida, Asparagales, Orchidaceae. The transcript has a single exon. Bases 1 to 879 code for a protein of 292 amino acids.
AUGGGAACAAUUUCUCAAUUCCUAAGUAUCACAGCUGUUCCAACACCGGCUGGACUCAUACUUCAUCAAAACCGAUACGCUCAAUCUAUUCUCCAACGUGCGGGCAUGCAUUGCAAAACGGUUAACACGCCAAUAACAGAUAAGUCUCACAAAACCACCAACUAUUCCAGUUUAUUUUUCGAUCCUUUAUUGUAUAGACAACUGGUUGGUUCUCUUCAAUAUCUUACACUAACUCGUCCUGAUAUAUCCUAUGCGGUAAACAAAGCCUGUCAAUACAUGCAUAGGCCCACUGACUCAAAUUUUGAAGGCGUCAAACACUUUCUUCGAUAUAUCAAGGGAUCUAUGCAUCAUGGCUUACCUUUAUCUCGCAAUUCUCUUGAACUGACUUCUUAUGUUGACUUAGAUUGGGUAGGAGAUCAACAAGACAAAAAAUCAACAACUGGCUACUGUACUUUUCUUGGAUCAUCUCUUAUCUCCUGGAGUGUCAAGAAACAAAAGACCAUCGCAAGAUCUUCUACUAAAGAAGAAUAUCGCGCUUUAGCCACUACUGCAGCUGAUCUUAUUUGGCUCUGCCAACUUCUUCAAGAACUAGACCGUCCUCAAUAUGCACCAACAAAUCUUUUAUGUGACAACACAUCUGCCAUUGCACUGGCCAAUAAUCCAGUUUUCCAUGCUCGAACAAAGCACAUUGAAAUUGAUUGUCACUUCAUCCGCGAAUGCAUCAAGAACAAAACAAUCUAUGUUCACCAUAUCUCUACCAAAGACCAGCUUGCAGAUAUAUUUACAAAACCUCUUUCAAUGGAACGAUUUCAACACAUCAAUCUCAAACUAACUUCGUCCUCUGACUCAUCAGUUUGCCAGGGGGUGUUAACCCAAUAG